UUUGUGUUUUAACUAUUCAUACAAGUCAACCCACUGGUAAUAACUCGAAAAUUUCCAGUAUCAACAUGGCCCAAUCGAAUGCAAACAAUUUGGUCGAGUACAAGGCCGGCCGCAUGGUCCUUCAAGGCAAGAUAGUCGAGCCCGAUGACCGCAAAGGCCUGCUCUUCGUGCGCCGAUCCGCCGCUGAUAACCAGCUGCACAUCCAUUGGAUGGAUCGGCGAUCCGGGUCCGUUGAGCUGGAUAUUGUUGCCACGCCGGGCGUUCUCGAGUUCCGUCGCAUUGAACAGUGCAAAACAGGUCGGGUGUAUGUGCUCAAGUACACACGAUCGCCGCAGCGUUACUUCUUCUGGAUGCAGGAGCUGCAGGCGGACGGGGAUGCGUUAUUCUGUCAGCGGGUCAACGAACUGAUUGCCAGUGGUGAACGCCAAAGGGAUGAGAUUGCGGCGGCCGAGGGAGAUAUGGAUACGGAUGUGGAACACAAGGCACAAAGCCGCGGUUUCGGUGGCAGUGAGAAUCCUCAAGUUCUGGAAGAGAUGCUUAUCGAAACGCAAGCAACUUGGCUGCCAGCUAACCAGAGGUCGAAUCAAUGGCAAACUGAUAUGGUGAUCGAAGAACAGCCCUCGGCAUUAGCCGAUCCCGAUUCAGAUUCGGAUACGGAUACAGAUACAAAUACUUCAGAUCCAGGUGUACAUUCAUUUGACUUGGCAACUGUUUUACGCCAACAUGGCGGCGAAGCAGUGGAUAAACUUCUAAGUUGCCCAUUGAGACGUAAAAAACUGAUGGCCCAAUUGCCCAAAGAUCAUGAGGCGAUGGAUGAGCAGCAAGACAUACUCGAGCAUCUGCGUUCGCCGCAAUUCUACGAGUCCUUGUCCUGUUUUUCCUUAGGACUGCAUUCUGGUCUCCUCAGAAAGAGCCUGGAGCCUCUGUUGAAGAAUGAUGUCAAUCGCGAGGCCCUGGACGCCGCUCAAGUUGGGGAUGUUGACCGUUUUCUACGUGAACUGGAACGAACCAAUAGGGAUGAUGGUGGGCCAACCGAUUGAACCGAAAGGUUCUCGUAAAUAUGUCGAAAUAUGAAUAAAUAAAUAUGGCGCACAGUACUGAUGAGUAAAUAAAUAGAGGAAGGGCGUACAAAAUGCAAUAACUGCUUGAUUCCUGGGCCGUUGCUUCGUCUUCUCGAGUUACGAAGAUAAAUGAGAUGCCAUAAGUUAGACGACAACUUGCACAACUCCAGACAAAGACCAAGCGGAUAAAAGUGUGCUUGUGCCCAGGGAAAAAGUAGCAAAAAAAGAAAAGACAAAAUGAAUAGGGGAACACUAAAAAUUGAUAUAAAAUACACAGAAAAAGAAGCAAGGCAGCGAUGAAAACAAAAGAAGGAAAUUUCUCAAAUAAGAAAAUAGUUGUAAACUAUGGGGAGUACUUAGGAUCGGGUUAGUGUGGCUGUGGGGUUCCAGUGUUUCACUUCUUUGCCAGUUUAAGAGUCCUCGGUCCUGCGACAGCAGUUUUCUUUGCCUCAUUUGUAUGGCGCCUGUCCUGUCCAAUGCCGUCCUGCCACCAACCCUCUGCUCCUUCGGCCCAUGCUUGCCAAAAACUUUUUCCACGUUGUUUUAAUGAAACUAAGUGAGCGGCAAAAUGGUGGACAGGACAGCGGGACAGUGUAGGGAAUUGUGCUAUGGGUUUUCGGGCCAGAUAAAGCAUUCGAAAAUGCUGGGCUGGCAACAGUUUUAUCCUUUUUUUUUUGCCGUGGAAGAAAGGAAAACUUAAGAAAGUUAUUGCAUUGUGUCAGAGUUUGGACAAUGGUGCACGAUGGCGGUGGAAAAAUUGAAAAAAAAAAAAAAAUACGAAGAGAAAAUAGUGACAGAGAAAAAGCAAAUUUGACGAUUAGUUUUUGCCACAUUCUGCAUUAGUCAUUACAGAGUGUGACCAGCGUGUUUUACGUUAGUGAGGCUGCACUUCGUUUCUUACAUACCUAACCGCACGUUAAAGGCAUUUAACUUUAAAUCCUUCAUAAAUACGUUAGUAACACUAUUGAUUCAAUUAGGCAAACGUAAUUGCCUUGCAUUUAAAACGUGCCACUUGUGCCAACUCGCUUGACUUCUAUGAUACUUUCCACGAAUUUCUCGCAUUUAACCAACUAAAACUAAUAAUGCUCCCCCCUUUCACGCUCCCUUGUGGGACCGACAUAAAACUUAAUGGUAAAUGGCGUUGCAGAGAAUUGCCAUAAAAAUUACUUAAACCGAACAAGCAGCUUAAAUAUGCCGCUUAUUGAUGUUCUCCACAACGAAGCAAAUGCAAUAAUAGUUAAGAGAAAAGGGGGGAGUGUGCAACAUGGGGCACUAGCUGGCUCUUUAGCCGCUUUUCCAGCUCUCAGCUCCCAAACUCCAUUUCCAUUUCCAUUUCCAUUCACAUUGCCCCAUGUCCUUUGCCACUUUUCCAUCUCUCUAGCUCUCGACGGCUAUGCGUGUUGCAUACUAAUUUCAAAAAUUUGCCAUUACAUUUGUACUUCGCACUGCUCUAUGGCACUACUACAACAUACCACCACUCAUUCCACCUAUUUUCUACACAUUUUCCUGCCCUUCAGCUUGUCGGUUUGCUGCCAUCUUGAAUUACGCAAACACACACACAGCUAGUGUGUGUGUGGUUGUUGCUGUUUUUGGUCCUUGAUAAUCAAGCACACAACUGAAGCUGUAGCUGUAGCUGUAGCUGGAACUGAAACUGAAACUUAAACUAGCAAAGGAGCUAGGGAAACCUGGGGUAAUUCACACACGAAAUUGCCGGAAUUUUUGCUGUAGUCAAAGGUGAAGCCAAAGCAUCUUAGCCACACAUGCAACAAACACACAUCGCAGCAUUUGUUGCUCAAAGUGAAUUUUCAUUCCUGGCUAAAUGUAAAUAAAAGGCUGGCUUCUUUUCUUUUUCAAUUGCCCGACAGGCAAUGGAAAUGCCCAUAGAAUUUGCCACCUGAUGUGGAUUACAUGCAAUUGGUCAAUUAUUUUUGAUGCUUGAAGCAGAGUACGUAGACGAAUUACUAAAUUACAAAUAUUGCCACAAUUUAUCGGUUAUGUUGCUUAAAACAUUUCAACUGAGUUUGUGACUGCAGAAAUAUACCUUUUUGAAGCCCAAAUAAGUACGUAUUAAGUAUCAUUAAGCAAGUAGACCAGAGUGAAACCUUUGGAAACUAGUUUUGUUGCCUUCGGCUUUAUAUCACUUUGAGCAAUCGCAAAGGCCAAAGGCACUUGAUGAUUAUGAAGAUGGCGAAAUUUGAGGAAUUUCUGUGCUGUUUCAAUGGGAUUUCUAAUGAGAAUCUCUUUGACGCGCCCGGAGGCAAAGUCAAAAACUUAAGGCACGUGUCAUAAUUGUCAAUGCCACAACGCUUAUACAUAAAUAUACAUGUAUGUAUAUGUACAUAUUUAUAAGUGUGUGAUGUAUGGCGUAUGCUGCGGCAAACGGAAGUCACACAGAUAGAAGUCACACAGAAAAUGGCAGACAAAUGGCAGAGGCAGUCGACAUUGAGCAAACAUUGUCGCAUUAAGGAAACGCACUGGCCUCAAGCAUAUCCUUACCAGAAAACACUCAUUGGUAGGUGGUCAAACAUUUCCUCUGGCCUCCGUUCUGCCCGAAAAUGUUGCCCUUGAAACGUAGAGAUGGCAAAGCAUCGAUGUGUUAUCGAUAAUUUCGAUAACAAUUUACAAUUCGUCUGCAGCCAUCCAAAAUAAAGUGCUUUCAAUUCGCCAGCGUAAGAUGAGAACUCAUUCUAUUGAUGAUGUAUCCAUCGAUUUCCGGCCAUCUCUACCGCAAAAGUGUGUAAUAAAAAAAUGUCGAAAGGGCAGGGAGAGGAAGCCAAAUGGCCAGCGACAGUCACCCAGCUUUUCCGCUCCUCGCAAUUCUAGCGGAUACUGGCCUAGUUCGCAUUGAAGCCGCAGUCCAUGAGACAAUAACUCAUGGAGUGCGGCGAGGGCCCGACCGGAACCCGAAUAAAAAUCAAAUAAUAGCGUAAAAGCUCUCUCCCCUUAAAAAUAAAAAAAAAAAAAAACCAAGCACAUGCGAUGGCAGAAAUCGGAGGAAACUGGGGAAGGGACCGCCGCCUGUCCAAGGGACAACAAUAAAAUGUCGCCGUCGAGCUUUGAGCGCGUCGCCAAACCAGAAAGAAAACUUGCAGAAAGCAAUGAAUAAAUUUUCCAACUGAAGCUGCAAAAACUUUCUUGUCGCAGCCAAAAAAGCCGAAUUAAAUACUAGCAGUAGGUGUGUACGCCUCGAAUGCAAGUGGAAACUAAACUAGUGUUGAAUUUCAUUGAAUUAUUUUUAUUGAUGUUGCAAAAAAUAGUUAUAGUUUUUGUUUUUAUAUACAUACUCG
Drosophila mauritiana is the source of this 4348-nucleotide messenger RNA. RefSeq names its product proteasomal ubiquitin receptor ADRM1 homolog (gene Rpn13R). The record is from RefSeq and is a predicted model, not a curated record. Gene Ontology annotation, cellular component: proteasome regulatory particle, lid subcomplex; cytoplasm; nucleus. Gene Ontology annotation, biological process: ubiquitin-dependent protein catabolic process. Bases 66 to 1040 code for a protein of 324 amino acids. The transcript has a single exon. Lineage: Eukaryota; Metazoa; Arthropoda; Insecta; Diptera; Drosophilidae. Gene Ontology annotation, molecular function: endopeptidase activator activity; ubiquitin binding; proteasome binding.